UUGCAACACAUCCAACCACUGACACAUACAUAGAAGAGCACAAAGCAAACCACAUAAAGAUCAACACACUCAUCCAUGUUGAUCUGGUUCAAACACACUUAGCCUACACUGAGGAUAGACAGCCAGGUGAGGAUGGGUGACCUUGUGAUAUUAUUGCUCACACUUUUUCCUGGUCUGUGCAUUGCUGAUUUGACAGAGAAUCUCGCUGCUGGAGCAGAAGCUGUCCAGUCUUCUACAUACAGUCAUUUAGGAGCUGCUCAAAAUGCUGUCGAUGGCAAUACGGAGUCAAAUUACAUGCUCGGGUCCUGCACUCACACUGCAGGGGACGAUCCCUGGUGGAGAGUUGAUCUGAAGGAAGUGCACAAGGUAACCAAGAUUAUCAUCACUAAUCGAGGAGACUGUUGUGAAGAGCGGAUAGUUGGUGCUCAGAUCCGCAUUGGCAAAAGCCUGGAAAAUAAUGGCAACAACAAUGAGCUGGUUACAACUGUUGGGUUCAUCCCACCUGGAGGCACAAAAACAUUUGAUUUUAAUCCUGUUAAGGGAAGAUAUGUCAACAUUUUUCUACCCGGGCAUGGGAAAUACCUCACUCUCUGUGAAGUUCAAGUAUUUACAGCAAAGAAGACAUCAGAGUGCCCUUUUGUUUCAAAGAAUCUCGCUGCUGGAGCUGAAGCUGUCCAGUCUUCUACAUACGAUCGUUUAGGAGCUGCUCAAAAUGCUGUCGAUGGCAACACUGAGUCAAAUUACAUGCUCGGGUCCUGCACUCACACUGCAGGGGACGAUCCCUGGUGGAGAGCUGAUUUGAAGGAAGUGCACAAGGUAACCAAGAUUAUCAUCACUAAUCGAGGAGACUGUUGUGAAGAGCGGAUAGUUGGUGCUCAGAUCCGCAUUGGCAAAAGCCUGGAAAAUAAUGGCAACAACAAUGAGCUGGUUACAACUGUUGGGUUCAUCCCACCUGGAGGCACAAAAACAUUUGAUUUUAAGCCUGUUAAGGGGCAAUAUGUAAACAUUUUUCUACCUGGGCAUGGGAAAUACCUCACUCUGUGUGAAGUUCAAGUAUUUACAGCAAAGAAGACAUCAGAGUGCCCUUUUGUUUUAAGGUUGGAGGCACGGAGGAGUCCAGGAAUCCAAGAGAGAAUCUCGCUGCUGGAGCUGAAGUUGUCCAGUCUUCUACAUACAAUCAUUUAGGAGCUGCUCAAAAUGCUGUCGAUGGCAAUACGGAGUCAAAUUACAUGCUUGGGUCCUGCACUCACACUGCAGGGGACGAUCCCUGGUGGAGAGCUGAUUUGAAGGAAGUGCACAAGGUAACCAGGGUUAUCAUCACUAAUCGAGGAGACUG
Messenger RNA from Onychostoma macrolepis, 1336 nucleotides. RefSeq lists its product as uncharacterized. The record is from RefSeq and is a predicted model, not a curated record. Lineage: Eukaryota; Metazoa; Chordata; Actinopteri; Cypriniformes; Cyprinidae. The transcript has 10 exons. The coding region runs from base 133 to 1185 and encodes 350 amino acids.